This is a messenger RNA of Anoplopoma fimbria (sablefish), 1416 nucleotides long. It is a transcript of the gene bbln, whose product is annotated as bublin coiled coil protein. The record is from RefSeq and is a predicted model, not a curated record. Bases 161 to 481 code for a protein of 106 amino acids. NCBI's taxonomy places the organism in Eukaryota, Metazoa, Chordata, Actinopteri, Perciformes, Anoplopomatidae. The transcript is spliced from 2 exons.
CACUACUCCAGUAAACAAAUACCCGACGCGGAGACUUCCUCUUGGAAUCUGUAGAUUUCUGCAAACUGUCUGAAAAUAACGUUUAAAUAAGAAAUUACACUUUGAGUUUGUUGGUCAUUUUUCUGGAUUUUAAACGUCUUACUGCAGCGAGCGUUAAAACAUGUCCGGACCAAAUGGAGAUCCAAACAUUUCCAUUGACGAUGGUAUUGUCAACGAUGAAGAUGAAUUCGAAGACGAAGAGUAUGAGGCCAUCAACUCCAUGCUUGAUCAGAUUAACUCCUAUCUCGAUGACCUGGAAGAUCGGAAUGAUUCACUUAAUGGCAAACUGCACGAACUAAUGGAGUCAAACAAGCAAGCCAGGCUGGAGUUCAGGGCCCAACUUAUCGGCUCCGAGAACCAGGAGGAGCAACGUCCUGCAGACGGGGAUUCCUCCUCAAGCAGCAAGGAAGACCAGAAUAAAGGCGAUGGGGAUUGCAAAUGAGAGAUGAGGGGGGCUGAGUACAUCAAAAUACAGGGAUGGAAAUAUUUAGUUGGCUCAACUCCUUACCUCCGUCUGUUGGACUAAUGACCCUUGAUCUGCAUAGUUCAUGCCUAUCCGAUUCUUCCUCUCCAUUGGCAGGUGUAACAUUUUCCUUCUCCUCUGUUUCCCCCCCCCUUUGUUGAACUGUUGUGUGCUGAUGUUUAGUUCCUGUGCAAAUUGAAGUUUAUUGACCUCUAGCAGCGUGUUAUACAAGUUGCACACCGUAUUAACCUGGGACUAUUACAGUGAAAUCAAAGUUGCAUGUGUUGAUCGUUAUCUGUGACCCUUGGUCCAAGUGGGAUGUUAAAAGGACAAAUUCUAAAGCCAGGAUAAAAAUCUGACAUUUUUUUUAAAAAGCUGAUUCAGUGUAAUUUAACAAUGACAGUGACCAGUAUAACAUUCCUCCAGAGUCAACCCUGAUCUUAAGAAUUUGUCUUCAUGGUCAAAUAGGGUCAGAGUUGAACUUCUUCGUAGUGUGCUGAUCCACUUGGUGUUGAGGUUCAGCUUUGUAAUAGCUCUAGUCUCUGUUCAUGUUUGAGUCAUCCCAAAAAGUAAAUAUGCAACACAACAGAUGUCUACCAGUGUAUUAAGUUUAAUCUGCAGCAUGACUGUAAAUCUAUCUAUCAAUCUGCUGUCCUGUUGAUUUGUAUUAACCUGCUAAGAUUAAGUGAGCUGAUACGUGUUUGAACAAGUUAAUUAAUAGCCAUAAAGUCAAAAUAAAGUCAGGCAAGUGUGGGAGUUGUCAGACAUUUUAAUUUAAAUGAAAAUGAUCCCCCCCCAAAGAACUGAAAACAAAAAAUCCCAAAAUACAUACAACUUCCAGCAGUUAGAAAACAACACCUGUUUGUUCAUCUCAAGUAAGUCAGUAGCUGAAUAAAAAUACAAUAAGAAACAUA